Sclerotinia trifoliorum is the source of this 2294-nucleotide messenger RNA. The record is from the annotation of a GenBank genome assembly. Lineage: Eukaryota; Fungi; Ascomycota; Leotiomycetes; Helotiales; Sclerotiniaceae.
AUUAAUGGCCAAAGGUUUGGUGAAAGGUUUGCUUAUAAUAACUCAGGAGAAACAUUUGACUUUUCUGAGAAUCCUGUUUGCUCAAACUGAUACAGCCAAGGAGUCGGCUUAACGCUUGGCAGCUGUGUCCAGAAUGUCUUGUGUUCUUUUCCUGGGCGCGUUAUUCUGUCAUUCUGUCAUUCUGAGCGAUGUCAUUCUUAAUUGCAAUUUUAUUUCAUUUUCAGUCGUCGCCAAAAUCCUGUAUUUAAAUAGUGAAUAGGACUCAAAUGUCUUUGGACUCCUGACUCAACUAACUUCGCAGGCACGAAAAACGAUAACGAGAUCUGAUUCACAGAGGAGAAAACAGGGCAACGACGACCUACGAUUUUUCGACUUAUUCCCUUCUACCUCCCAAAACUAAAUUUCCAAUCAUGGCUCGAAAUGCUCAGAGACGUAAAGAAAAGACAACCAGCACUUCAACGGCACCAAAGGAGGACAUUGAAAUGGCUACUUCACCGCAGGUACAGGGUCAUAUUGCAGAAGUUUCAGUCGAAACAAGCACCGGGACUUCGACGACCGCACAUCACAACUUAUCGGAAACUCUACACCACAUGCUACCUAUGCAUAGAGUCAAUCAUAAGGGUUACAAAGUUACAAAGGGCAUUCAACCUGAUGGAGAAAGUGGUAGACGCGGCAUACACCCAUUUCAUUUCUUCAGGAUAUGCUGGAAGUCAACCAGCGAUGCUUCUCGACUUGUUAAUAUUCUGUGGCCGGUUGUGCCAGCAGCCCUUGCUGUUCGAUAUGCUAGACCGGAACUUAAUCUGGCGAUUUUCAUACUCAAUUACAUUGCCAUGGUACCUUGCGCGAAUUUAAUUGGAUUUGCUGGACAGGAAUUGGCAAGGAAACUACCAAAGGUGUUUGGUAUCUUGUUAGAAACUACACUUGGAAGCAUUGUUGAGAUGAUUCUCUUUAUCGUCCUUUUAACCAGGUUAGAAAAUAUUAUUCGUUUUAUACUUUCAUGCACUAACCCAACGUAUCAGAAAUGAAUAUAGUGUCAUUCAAGCUGCGAUUCUAGGCUCAAUGCUGGCUACAUUGCUAUUGUGUUUGGGGAUGUGCUUUUUUGUUGGUGGCUUGACACGAGACGGUAGGCACAGUAGCUUGUUAUCCUAUGGUUCCCUAGCUGAAUUACAUUUUAGAGCAAGAGUUCGACGAAGCUGUUAGUGAAGUUGGCAGUGGACUGUUGUUGACCGCGUAAGAAGAUAUUUCAUGCAUAGUCCGCUUUCACUAACUUUAUAACAGUGGACUUGGCCUCAUCAUUCCCUCGGCAUUUGCAACAGCAUUGGAGUUGAAAAAUACCACGGCUCUUAGCGAAGAAAUUAUUGCGGAAAAGGUCCUCAAUAUAUCUCGCAUCACUUCUGUACUUCUUAUAAUUGCUUAUGGCACCUACGUCUUCUUUCAGAUGCGGACUCAUCAUAGCAUCUAUGAUGCUAUCCUAGAAGCGGAUGAACAAAAGGACGAGGAUCGCCACGAGGAUUUGGAGAAAGACAAGCUUACAUUCACUGAGUGUAUCAUCGCUCUCUCAAUUUCGAUUGCUUUAGUGACUCUCAUUGCUAUCAGUUUGGUUGAACAGAUUCCCCAUAUUGUGGCAGAUCGUGGGAUUUCUGAUGCGUUUAUGGGCCUUAUUCUUGUUCCUCUAGUUGAAAAGGCUGCCGAGCAUCUUUCGGCGGUAGACGAGGCUUAUGACAAUCAGAUGAACUUUGCGUUAUCUCAUGUACUAGGGGCAACGAUUCAAACGGCAUUAUUCAACGGCCCUCUGGUUGUCAUCAUUUCCUGGGGUUUAAAUAAGAAAUUGGAUCUUAACUUUGAGAUGUUUGAUAUUGUUGUUUUGAUCCUAGCUAUUCUGGUUGUAGGAAAUUUCUUACGGGACCAAAAGAGUAAUUAUCUAGAGGGUGCUCUAUGUGUGAUUGUCUAUAUAAUCAUUGCAGUAGCGGCUUUCUUCUAUCGUGAGUAUAUUCUUUGCUUGUGGAGAUUUUCGAGGAACCAUUAUAUUUCAGAUAAGCUAAUGUUCGUAUUUUAGCAAACCCAGAAGAGCAUACCGUUGGCGGCGAGACGACUGAUGCUAUUCAUGCUGUUCGUGCUCUUUUUUGAUGUGAUCAUGGGAAAAGUUUGAUGGCGAGGCGUUCGGAAUAUUAAUUUGGGCUAAACACGCACGAGAGGUUUUUUGAUACGUACCACUAUACCAUCAUGUACAGUUUUUAGAAUGUAGCUUUCGAUGUAAAAUCUAUGCAUAGUUUACACCGCUUGAUCGUUCUCUG